AUGACAGAAGGAUUGCUUGCUUUGUUUGAAAACAUUUGUGAUUGUCUGUGGCAAAAGGAGAAGCAAAGCCAUGUAAGGAACAGGAGCCUGAUUCUUGAUAUGUACCAAAGGAAGCAGGAGCAGGGCUGGCAAAAGCCUGGGAGAGCUGGAAACCUGACUUCUCCUCAGAAAUUUCUGAAUCAGGACUUUGUUGAUCUGAGAGACCACUGCCUGAGUCGCGGCAUACUUUUUGAGGAUGAUACUUUCCCUGCAAAUAUCAGCUCCAUUGGGCCUUCCCUGAAGUCAGAAUUUGAACUGCAUAAAAUACAGUGGAUGAGGCCACGUGACAUACUAAAAAAACCCAAAUUAAUUGUGGAUGACGUGAGCAGAUUUGAUAUUCUCCAAGGAAAAAUAGGUGACUGCUGGCUUCUAGCAGCGCUGGGCUCUUUGACACAGCAGAAGCGAUUCCUGGACAAUGUUGUUCCAAGAGACCAAGACUUCGAACACAAUUAUGCAGGGAUUUUUCAUUUUCGGUUCUGGCAUUUUGGCGAGUGGAUGGAUGUGGUGAUAGACGACCGAUUGCCAGUUCUCAACGGGAGUUACUUUUCAGUCCACCCACGUAGCUCAAAUGAAUUCUGGCCAUGUCUACUUGAAAAAGCCUAUGCCAAGUUGCGUGGCUCUUAUCAGAAGUUGCACUGGGGCUACAUUUCAGAGUCUUUAGUGGACUUUACAGGUGGAAUCCAAAUCUCUUUUCUCAUUAAGAAGCACCAUUCUAAUUUGUAUGAGAUAAUAGCAGCAGCUGUUAAGUCAAGAUGCCUGAUAGCAUGCACCACUCCUGGAGAGCAGACAAUUGGUAACCCACAAUUGGAGAACGGGCUCGUGUCGGGUCAUGCAUACACUGUGACAUGGGCCGAAGAGGUUCCAUACAGGGGCAGGAAUGAACGUUUACUCAGAAUUUGGAAUCCUUGGGGCCAAGGAGAAUGGAGAGGACCUUGGAGUGAUGGUUCAAUGGAGUGGAAUGAAAUUCCCAUCGAAUAUAAGAACUCCCUCCAUCGGAUCAGUAAUGAUGGUGAAUUUUGGUUAUCAUAUCAAGAUUUCAUUGCCAACUUUUCCUACGUGUGUAUCUGCAAUGAUGUGCCAACAUUUCUGGACUAUGAAGAGUAUGGCAAUGCAGCAUGGUCCUUGGAUAUGCAUGUCGGCCAAUGGCCCCAUGGAUUCUCUGCAAGAGGAACCUCUGGUAUCUUUUUAAGAACAGCUCAGUAUUCCAUCCAGGUGCCAGAGCCUGAUCUGAAAAUCGAUAACGUUGUGGUAUCACUGAUGCAAAAGCCUCCAAAUAAUGCAAACAAUUCACAGUUACAGCCGAUUGGCUUCCGGAUAUUGAGGGGGGAAGCUAAACCUCAAGAACCAAACUUUCCAUUGACAGCUGAACAAGAGACCUCGUAUUUUUUUAAUUUGAGCCCUGGGAUCUACACACUUAUUCUGGCUACAUCCAACAAAGGCCAAGAGUCUGAAUUCCUUCUACGAAUUUUCCAGAAGAAUCAGAGCAAUAACAGCUUUGCUGGUUUCUUUUGCAAAGCUGUUGGAGCAACUUUCGGCUAUACAGAACCUGCUGUCCCUGAGACGCUAAUUGGCAAGAGUCAGAUAAUUAUAAGGGAACCAGAUACUAAACGCAAUCCAGUGGUGCCAACGAUCCAGGAUAUGCCCAGGUGGAAUCACGACAACUCUUAUGAAGACGUCUUUCAAAGAUAUGCUAAUCAGAGAUCCUACCUGGAUGCUUCACAACUGCAAAAGAUCCUUAAUGAUGUAUUCCUGAAAGAUCUAAUGGUCGGUGGGGGAAGAGGAGAUAGAUUCAGCUUCGAUUCAUGCAGGAGCCUUUUAGCUCUGAUGGAUUUCUACGAUAAUGGAAAACUCCUACUGGAAGAGUUUCAACGGCUGUGGAGGUAUCUCAACAAAUACAAGGAGACUUUUAGAUGGGCAGAUGAAAACAAAUCUGGAUUCCUGGACAUUUCCGGUUUGAAACGAGUGGUACAGAUGGCAGGGCUGAGUGUUGAUGAGAAGCUUCUCCAGCUAAUGGCAGUAAGAUAUGGCGACUCCUCUAUGAGAUUCAGCUUUCCUGAUUUUGCAUGCUGCAUGAUUCGUCUUGACAUCAUGGAAAAGGCCUUUCAUAAUUUAUCUGGAAGUGGGAGACAAAUCUCUUUCUCUGAAAAUCAAUUCAAGCACAAAUCCACACUGAAGUGGCCCGAGUAUAUGGAAAAAAACCUUCCAUAUGUAGAGUCCCUCUGCCAAACUAAAGAAGCUGCUAUCUUAGGUUCUACACCCAGUUUGAAGGAAUUCAUCCUCUAUAAGCUUGGAAUGCCUCCCGGGUCACUGCCGUGGCCUUUGCCGGUGGCCGGACGCUGGACGCCGGCUCCAGCGGCGGCCGGAGACCAGCGGCUGACCCUGCACGCUGGCGCUGGGGCCACAAACACCGGCAUGCGCCUCCCAGACACUGGUGCUGUGGGCCCUUGUGCUGGUGUGGGCCACCGCCAGCCUCCAAAGGCCUUUGGGCGCAGCCGCCAGUGCAAGUCAGGAAUGCGCUGUUAG
Molecule: messenger RNA, 2562 nt
Organism: Euleptes europaea (tarantolino)
Lineage: Eukaryota; Metazoa; Chordata; Lepidosauria; Squamata; Sphaerodactylidae
Gene: CAPN13
Product: calpain 13
Exons: 23
Coding region: 1-2562 (853 amino acids)
Biological process (GO): proteolysis
Cellular component (GO): cytoplasm
Molecular function (GO): calcium-dependent cysteine-type endopeptidase activity
Source: RefSeq, a predicted model, not a curated record